AUGGAGGCCUUGCCCGACUCCGGGCCCCAAGCCUCGGCCUUGGCGCCGCUGCGCGCCCCAGAGUUGGCGUGGCUCCGCGUAGAGCAGGAAAAGGUGGUCACAAACUGCCAAGAGAAAAUCCAGCAUUGGGAGAAGGUAGAUAAUGACUAUAAUGCCCUUCAAGAAAGACUCAAGACAUUGCCUGAUAAGUUGUCUUAUAAUAUCAUGGUGCCAUUUGGUCCCUUUGCGUUCAUGCCAGGAAAACUUGUGCACACUAAUGAAGUCACUGUUCUACUUGGGGACAACUGGUUUGCAAAGUGCUCAGCAAAGCAGGCUGUAGGAUUGGUCGAGCACAGGAAAGAACAUGUGAGAAAAACUAUAGAUGACUUAAAGAAAGUGAUGAAAAAUUUUGAGUCCAGAGUUCAAUUCACAGAAGAUUUGCAGAAAAUGAGUGAUGCUGCAGGUGAUAUUGUUGACAUAAGAGAAGAAGUUAAAAGUGACUCUGAAUUUAAAGUAAAACAUCGAAUUGCUCAUAAACCUCACUCCAAACCAAAACCAGAUCUUUUUGAAGCAGAUUUUGAUUCGGAACUCCUUGGUGAUCAAGAGAACAGUCAUUUAAAUUAUCCAGUGAAGGGUUCAAAUUCUUAUCACAGUAAUGAUGAUGGUGACGACAGUGAGGAACCUGAUGCUUUAGGGGUUGAUGAUAAUUCUGUACCUACCAUAUAUUUUUGUCAUACUGUCGAACCAAAAAGGGUUCGAAUAAAUACUGGAAAAAAUACUACUCUGGAAUUCAGUGAAAAGAAGGAAGAAGCCAAGCGGAAACGAAAGAACGGUAGAGGUGGCUAUUCUGCCCACAAGCUGCCUACGAUCAAGACGCCUGCAGACAUUUACAGAGUCUUUGUUGAUACUGUGAAUGGUGAAUAUUUCCCCCGUAAAUCAAUUCUGAAGUCUAGAAGCAGAGAGAACAGGGUUUGCAGCAAUACCGGUGAAAGCAGCGCUGCAGAAUUUGAUGAUAGACGAGGAGUGCUGAGGAGUGUAAGCUAUGAGGAAGCGGCUUGUAGCGACUCCAACAAGAACGCCUUGGAAGAAGAGUCACAACAAGAAACUUACCAGAAGAAACCUUUGCCCCUACCGGGAGCACCUGAGGCUUUUUCUGGAAUUGUAAUAGAAAAAAAAAUUUUAUCAUCCUCAACUCCACACCCAGCCAUUGCUCAUCCUGUGCUACCCACUAUUGCAAAACGAAAAGAAAUUCUGUCAGAAGGAACAGAAAACUCUACAAAGAGGGUUUCAAAGUUCAAAGCUGCCAGAUUGCAACAGAGAAACUAG
Elephantulus edwardii (Cape elephant shrew) is the source of this 1305-nucleotide messenger RNA. RefSeq names its product unconventional prefoldin RPB5 interactor-like. Lineage: Eukaryota; Metazoa; Chordata; Mammalia; Macroscelidea; Macroscelididae. Gene Ontology annotation, biological process: negative regulation of transcription by RNA polymerase II; negative regulation of phosphatase activity. The transcript has 2 exons. Gene Ontology annotation, molecular function: chromatin binding; transcription corepressor activity; phosphatase inhibitor activity. The coding region runs from base 1 to 1305 and encodes 434 amino acids. The record is from RefSeq and is a predicted model, not a curated record.